AUGUCAUCAAUAAGCAACCCGGUCCUUGUGACCGGCGGUAGCGGUUAUGUUGCUCUCGAGCUUAUUUCACAGCUGCUGCUUCAGGGGUGCACUGUCCACACCACUGUACGAAGCCUGCAGAACACCGCCAAGAUUUCGUGCUUGCAGGAUUUGAAGGCGCAGCAUCCAGAGGGGAAGCUGCUUCUUUUCGAGGCCGAUCUCCUGCAGCCAGGCUCCUUCUAUCCGGCCAUGCAGGGCUGCGAAAUAGUCUUUCAUGUUGCAUCUCCGUUCAAGGUGCCUGAAAGGAUCAAGGAUGGCAACAAGGAGAUGGUCCUGCCAGCAUUGCAGGGUACAAAAAAUGUCCUCCAGGCCGUCGAGGAAACAGCAAGCGUUUUGAGGGUGGUAUUCACCUCGACGACUGGCGCCAUAGCGGGCGACUACAUAGAUGUUAUCAACAAGAUGCGAGUGAUGAGCCAUGAUUACUUUAACGAAACGAGUACUGUCAAGCACAAUCCAUACCACUACUCUAAAGUGCUUGCAGAAAAAGAGGCCUGGAGGGUCUUUGAGGAGCACCAGCAGUCGGAUCAGAGACGAUGGGACCUGGUCGUCAUUUGCCCCGCUUUCGUGCUCGGCCCAACUCUUUCAUCAUCUUCAGAAUCAGGCAGCCUCUUCCUCAUGGACGAGCUUCUUUCCGGUUCAAUGUUCUAUGGUGUACCAGACUUAUCGUUUCUGCCGGUUGACGUGCGGGACGUCGCUGUAGCACACAUCAAGGCUGAGCUCAAGGAGGCGUACGGCCGGUACAUCGUCGGCCCACCCAAAACAACAACAUUCUUGGAGAUCUCGAAGCAUUUCAAAAGGCUCAGAAACGGUACGCCAUGGCUGCCUAGUUUUCAGCUCCCGACUCCUUUGGUUAGAAUUGUUGGACCGUUGUUCGGGUUGUCGCAAAAGUGGAUCUCUGGUAACCUCGGAGUCAAAUUUGCCGUCGAUAAUACCAGAAGCAUCAGCGAGCUUGGAUUGAACUAUAGAAGCCUUGAGGAGACACUGAACGACCACUACGUAUCUUGGGAAAAGAAAAAGAGACAAGGCAAAUCAAAGACGACGUGA
This is a messenger RNA of Diaporthe amygdali, 1083 nucleotides long. RefSeq lists its product as uncharacterized. Lineage: Eukaryota; Fungi; Ascomycota; Sordariomycetes; Diaporthales; Diaporthaceae. The transcript is spliced from 2 exons. Bases 1 to 1083 code for a protein of 360 amino acids. Gene Ontology annotation, molecular function: oxidoreductase activity, acting on the CH-OH group of donors, NAD or NADP as acceptor. The record is from RefSeq and is a predicted model, not a curated record.